AUGCUAUUGAUUAAACUUUUCUCUCCUCCAAAAAGUUCAUCGCAAUGCAUUUCACUUGAAUUUAUAACACCGGUCAGUUCUUUUAAUGGCAAUGAGCCUAAUACCUCUUCUCUGGUCGAAAAGGAUGAUUCCAGGCAGGAUAUUAUUCUUAACAACCGAAAUGAUAAUCAAGAUAUUCAUUUGGUUCAUCUUGAACCUGUUCAUUUAAAAGACCCUUCUGAAUAUUCAUCAUUAGAUUUAUCACCUAAUUAUUUAAAUCAGUCAACUUCAUCUGAUCCUUUGAUAGGCAGUUCUAUAAAUAAUCAAAUUAAUCAAACUAAUGUAAAUAACAGAAAUAAUACAAGAACAAUAGAUAUAUCAACCCGUGAAGUUGGUGAUGAUGAACCAUCAAAAAGAGUAUCAGAAGGGUUGGCAGAAAUAUUUAGUUCACCUCAAGAAGUUGAAAUGCUUAAACAGAUAUUAAAAAAGUUAUAA
Racocetra fulgida is the source of this 474-nucleotide messenger RNA. NCBI's taxonomy places the organism in Eukaryota, Fungi, Glomeromycota, Glomeromycetes, Diversisporales, Gigasporaceae. The record is from the annotation of a GenBank genome assembly.